Cryptomeria japonica (Japanese cedar) is the source of this 633-nucleotide messenger RNA. RefSeq names its product germin-like protein 9-3. Bases 1 to 633 code for a protein of 210 amino acids. Gene Ontology annotation, molecular function: manganese ion binding. Gene Ontology annotation, cellular component: cell wall. The record is from RefSeq and is a predicted model, not a curated record. Lineage: Eukaryota; Viridiplantae; Streptophyta; Pinopsida; Cupressales; Cupressaceae. The transcript has a single exon.
AUGAAGUUUAGCAGAGCCAGCUUGGUGGCGAUCUUCUUGGCUUUCACUGUAGUGGGAGUGACGCAUGCAUCGGAUCCUGAUAUCCUUUCCGAUUUUGUUGUUCCAGCGGGCCAAAAUUCAACACAUUUGGAUGGCAGUUUCUUCACAUUCACGGGUUUCAGAGAGGUUGGAAAGAACAAUUUAACCGGGCAGACCGCAGCCAAAGUGACAAAGGCGGCAAUGGCAGAGUUUCCAGCGUUGAAUGGGCUGGGCGUUUCCAUGGCUGUGCUGCAGUUCCCUGCUGGCGGGGUGAACCCUCCUCACACUCACCCUCGCGCUUCUGAACUUCUCUAUCUUAUGAGCGGGUGUCUCCUCGUUGGAGUCGUUGACACCACCGGGAAGCUCUUCACUCAGACCCUGUAUGGAGGAGAUUUAUUCGUGUUUCCCAAAGGACUUCUCCAUUUUCAAAUGAAUGAGGACAUUAAUAACAAGGCCGUUGCUAUUUCUGCGUUUGGCAGCGCCAGUGCUGGCACUGUCACAUUUCCUUCAGCUCUCUUUGGAAGCGGCAUAACAGACGAUGUUCUGGCCAAAUCAUUCAAGACAGACGUCCAAACUGUUGAGACGCUCAAGGCUGCACUCAAACCUAAACCCUAA